Molecule: messenger RNA, 3169 nt
Organism: Melanaphis sacchari
Lineage: Eukaryota; Metazoa; Arthropoda; Insecta; Hemiptera; Aphididae
Gene: CARPB
Product: carbonic anhydrase-related protein 10
Exons: 11
Coding region: 350-1324 (324 amino acids)
Molecular function (GO): carbonate dehydratase activity; zinc ion binding
Source: RefSeq, a predicted model, not a curated record
CGCGUCACUCAAUCGGCUCUCGCGCUCCGACACGCGUGCGACGCCGCCGCUGACGAAAGACCGAAGACACGACGACGACGACGUCGGCGACCGGAGUGUCGUAUCCGGCCGGAGCUUACACAAGCCCCGUUCGUCGUCCUAUUCUACCGGUCUAGACGUUUCUCUCGUCGAGGCGGAAUUUUCUUUUGAAAUUCGUACUCGUACGUACGUACAAACGCACACUCACACACACAGACACACACAUACCUACACACGCACACACAAGCGCCCAAGUAUAAAACGCGGUCGCGUCAAGUCACCGCAGACGACGCUGUCGCGGGACCCGCACGCUUUGUAUUCAUUAUCUCGGAUGAUUUCAUCAGUGGCUAUGUUACCAUCAAUCUUGGUGGUUGGAUUUUUUUUACAAAUGCUCAUACCAGUGUUGUCUACGGUCAGUUGGGAAGAUUGGUGGACAUACGAUGGUAUAUCAGGACCGGCGUUCUGGGGCCUGAUAAAUCCCGAAUGGAGCCUUUGCAACAAAGGCCGACGACAGUCACCCGUAAACUUAGACCCAGAAAAAUUGCUCUAUGAUCCUAACUUGACUGAAUUGCACGUGGACAGGCAACGGGUAGAUGGUAUGAUAUGCAAUACCGGUCACAGUGUUAUGUUCUAUCUAGAAAACGGUACCAAGAACCACAUAAACAUCACCGGUGGACCGCUAUCGUACAAAUAUCAAGUGUAUGAGAUACACAUACAUUACGGACAGCAGGACGAAAUGGGCUCCGAACAUUCGAUCAAUGGUUAUUCGUUUCCGGCAGAGCUUCAGAUAUUCAGUUUCAACUCGCAGCUGUUCGCCAACUACUCGGAUGCGGUGCAGAGAUCACAUGGCAUAGUCGUUCUAUCAUUACUAUUACAGCUUGGAGAUUUAUCAAAUCCAGAAUUACGGAUACUCACCGAUCAUUUGGACAUGAUCAAAUAUAGUGGUGACGAAGUUCCUGUAAAACGAUUGUCAGUCGCCGAUUUGUUGCCUGCCACUCAUUAUUACAUGACGUAUGACGGUUCUACUACGGUUCCUGCGUGUCACGAAACCGUUACCUGGUUAAUACUAAACAAACCAAUCUAUAUCACAAAACAACAAUUGUACAGUCUACGGAGCCUGAUGCAGGGCAGUAAGAAAAACCAAGGUAUGGCGCCGCUGGGCAACAAUUUUCGACCACCUCAACCGCUGCACAAUCGGCUGGUUCGCACCAAUAUCGAUUUCAACCUCAGAAAGGACGAUGAGAAAUACUGCCCAAGCAUGCACAAAGACGUAUACUACAAGGCCAACGACUGGAAACCGCACUAAUAACGUACCUGCGUAAACAGAACGCCGCCGCCAUCGUCGUCGUCCGUCGAAACAACAACAUCCGUUGUCGAGCGACCCGGUUGACAUUCCAGUAUACAUAUUAUAAUAUAAUAUUAUUGUGUAAAAUAAAUUAUUUAAUUAAGUAUAAAAAUAACUGAGAAAAAAACAAAUGGUUCGCCGAAAGUCGACGAAAAAACUAUAAAAAAUAACCGACUCUAAGACUCCCAGAGGACCCUCUCACACUUAUCAUUCUCUCUCUCUCUCUCUCUCUCUCUCUCUUUCUCUCUCUCUCUCUCUUUCUCUGUCUAUCUAUCUUUCUCUUACGCCAUCUCUAAAUCUCUUUCUUUCUCUAACCCUCCGAAUAGAUUAAUUUCGGCCCGAGCUCGCGUCUCAUUCCGGUAGUCACAUCACCACACGAUAAUAAUGUUAUCCGUUCCGUCUUCAGUUCGGUUUCGUUUCGACGACAGUCGUAAUAACUAAUAAUAAUCGUAUGAAAUUUAUGAUAUCAUAUAUUUUAUGAAUGAAAAAGUCCCGUGCUGUUGUACUUGAAAAUCGGUACCACAAACAAUUCUUCUAUAUUCUAGUGCACCGUGCAAGAGCAGAGGAGUACCUUAGGGUCGGAUUUUUUUUUGUUAUUUUUGUUGCGUUUUUCAUAUUUUUUUUCAGGGAUAAUAGUUGUAUUAAUAAUAUAUAUGUCUUCGGCUCGAUAUCGGGAGGUUCUUGAAAACAGAAUCUUUCGCAAUACGCACGUUCCAAUAACUAUAAUGUUAUGGGAGUAAAAAAAAAACGCACGCGAAAACCCUCGAACGAAACAAUAUACGUAGUGUAGCCAAUAAAAUAUAUUAUAGUACCCACCUACCUACCUACCUAUUCUAUGCAUACACGCCGACGACUUGUAUAAAAAUCGCUCUCAGUUUUUCUGACUUUUAUAGAUUUUGCAUUAGGACACGUUGUGUUUAUGGCACAUGAAACAUUUUCCAGUAUAACGUCGUUCCGAAAUAUGUAUUCGUCAUUAUGCGAAAUUUCUCGCUCGAAUCGUAUUUCUUACUAACCUUACGCAAAACGUUAAUGUUUGCCUUUUUUAAAUAUUUUUUUAAUUUUAUUACUAAUCGAACGGCGCCGCACGAUUUUCCGUAAAUAACAAGUUAUUAAGUGUCAGGCGUGAUUUGAGCUUUUUAAUUUUUAUCCUGUAUAUUUAUUAAUCUAUAAUUAUUAAAACCUUAUAUUAAUAGACGGAUUUAUUUUUUCAAAAAAUAUCGGAAACUUGUUUUAAAAAGUCGUGUUAAUCUUAUAAUCCGCGUGACUUAAUAUAAUAUUAUUUUAGUAAAAUUAUAUGAUAUAAUAUUAUUACAAUAUCGUAUAUUCGUAUAACUAUUUAGAUAAUAAAUAACCUCACAAGUCACAGUAUAACGGUUUGUGUUCAUUAAAAUUAUAUUCAUAGCCGCUAUUCUCGACGGAGAUAUACCACCUAUUUAAUAAUAGCGAAAUAAAUAAAAAAUCCUAACGGACUUAAAUUAACUUCUAUAUUCUAACUCAUCUAUAGAUUUUUACGAUAUUUAGAGCCUGUUGAUAUCGAGCUGAUUUUGCACUGCGUUAAAAAAAAAAAAAAACAUAAUCAUCUCAUACGCGAAUACAUUACACAUAUCUCCAUGAUUGUAACAAUUUAUAUUUAUGUAAACAGUUUCAGAGCACUCUUAAUUUUGACUGAAAUUCAAUUGGAACAUAUUAUUUUGCUAGCGUCUUAAUUUUAUUGUAAUAAUACAAAAGUUCAUACAUAUACAUUAUGCAUAUUAAAUGGAUAUCUGUAGUGUGUCAAGGUUCCUAAAAUAUGUUGUUAUCAUUAUU